AUGUCCAACAAUGGCCUUCCAACAGUCCUUGCCGUCGGCACAGGCGAAUACACAACCGGAUUCGUUGGCAACUCUCAAUCGCCUUCCGACAAGAAACUCGGCGUUGUUGGUCUUGUAAUGUUCGAUCUUCGUCGUCGUAACCUUAUCGCGCCCGAGAUUAAGAUGGUUGGUACCAAUGGAGACAAGUUUGCCGGUAUUCGUCAACAUUUUAAGACCAACAUCGAGGCUAGAUACCGAGAGAUGGAUACCACUUUCACUUCCUAUCCCGCUGCAGGUGUGCGCGACGGUGAUGCGUACAAAGGGGCUAUUGAUAGCUUGAAGGCUGGAGAUGCGAUUACGAUUUUCACUCCGGAUUCGACGCACUUCGAUAUUGCGCUUUAUGCGAUUCAGCGAAAGAUCCAUGUGUUGGUGACAAAGCCAGCAACACAAACGCUGAAAGAUCAUCAGGAGUUGCUUAAGGCAGCAAGGGAGGCGGGUGUGCUGUGCAUGGUAGAGCAUCAUAAGAGGUUCGAUCCUGCUUAUGCUGAUGCUAGACAACGAGCUAGGGAUGAAUUGGGGGAUAUCAACUAUUUCUACUCUUACAUGAGUCAGCCUAAGAACCAACUCGAAACGUUCAAAGCUUGGGCUGGACGAGACAGCGACAUUAGCUACUACCUCAACUCUCACCAUAUCGAUAUCUGUCUUUGGAUGGUUCAGAACCGUGCUACACCCCUACGAGUUACCGCUUCGGCAUCGAAAGGUAUCGCCACCGAAAAAGGCUGCGUGGAGGCAACGGAAGACACCAUCACUCUCCUCGUCGAUUUUGCCAUUUUGAAAGAAAACAGCACUGAGAUACAAGAAGGCAAGCGAGCAACCGCAAUCUUCACCGCCUCCUGGACCGCCCCCCAAGGAGCUGGUGUACACUCCGAACAACACUUCCACUACGUCGGCACCCAAGGUGAAACCCGCAUCAACCAAGCUAGACGUGGAUACCAGUUUACUAAAGAGGAUAGCUCCCAACAGGCAACGGGGGGUGCUUGUACGGAUUACAACCCUUUCUAUAUGAGGUAUACGCCUGAUGCAGAGGGUUACUUUGCUGGCCAGCAUGGAUAUGGGUAUAUUUCAUUAGAGAACUUUGUGAAUGCUUGUACAAGGAUCAACAGAGGUGAGCGCAAAGCGGUGGAUUACGAUGUUGUGUUGCCGACGAUCAAGGAUACUGUUUUGACGACGGCGAUCUUGGAAGCGGGUAGGAGGAGCUUGGAUAUGAAGAAAAGCGUUGGGAUCAAGUACAACAACGGAGAAUACUCUCUUGAAUAA
Messenger RNA from Ustilago hordei, 1296 nucleotides. RefSeq names its product putative NAD binding Rossmann fold oxidoreductase. Gene Ontology annotation, cellular component: cytoplasm. Gene Ontology annotation, biological process: NADPH regeneration. The transcript has a single exon. The record is from RefSeq and is a predicted model, not a curated record. NCBI's taxonomy places the organism in Eukaryota, Fungi, Basidiomycota, Ustilaginomycetes, Ustilaginales, Ustilaginaceae. Bases 1 to 1296 code for a protein of 431 amino acids. Gene Ontology annotation, molecular function: nucleotide binding; oxidoreductase activity.